Drosophila yakuba is the source of this 2259-nucleotide messenger RNA. RefSeq names its product lateral signaling target protein 2 homolog. The record is from RefSeq and is a predicted model, not a curated record. The coding region runs from base 144 to 1982 and encodes 612 amino acids. Lineage: Eukaryota; Metazoa; Arthropoda; Insecta; Diptera; Drosophilidae. The transcript is spliced from 3 exons.
GAUUCAUUUUAGCUAAGUCCCCCAAAGAACAUACAUAAAUGUAAAAUAUUUCAAAUACAGUUUAUACAUUAUUGUGCAUUUGCGUUUAUUGGUACAACUCGAGGUCAACGAAAGUUUGUUUUGGUAAGGUAAACAGCCAUUGGAUGAAGAUGGUGCGCCCAAUGCGUCGCAAGGGAAUCGAGGAGGUAUACGGAUCCAAAAUGGAUGCCUUGCAUCCAGUCAAGUCGGUGGCGAUCUCCCAUGCAGGUAUGACCAAGAAAACAGGGAGGACCGAGAGAUCGGGUCCAGGCGGUGCCACUGGCGGGGGUGGAACCAUUAGCUCCCGACAAGCCGAUGCUCGCACUCAGCGCAGUUUUGUCACCGAAAACGAUUACUACAUCACCACCAAUCUGCCGCUGACGGCGGCUAAUCUGCGAAAUUCUCCUGGUUCGAUGGCCCAGCCAUCAAUAUCGCAGAUGAUUCCCGGCCAUGUCCAGCCAUCGCCAUAUAACGCCAUGUCCUCGAGGCGAAACCAAAUGGCCAACAAGGCCAGUGCCCGUCAGUCGCCGAUGAACAAGGUGCCGCAUUUUAGCCCAGCCGACGGCACGGUGAACAAUAAUGGCUAUGGCAUGUCCAAGCCGAAGGAGACGUACCGAAUGCAGCACCGCGCAAAGGGCAAUACCCAGAGGCACGACUAUCCCAUGGACGACAACGGCGACUUCUCCGAUAAGGAACUAAUGGUGCCCCAGCAGGGAAACAUGGCCAAUAUGCGCCGGCACAAUCAGCAUACCCAUGCCCAUCAAAUGCAAAUGCAGAUGCAGCCCGGUGUCAUGCAGCAUCCGCCGCAGCACCAGCUCCACCAGCAGCAGCAGAUGUCCACUCACAACCAGCUCAAGCAGCAGCAGCUGCAGCAACAGCAGCGCCUCCAGCAUUCGCAUCCGCAUCCACAGCCGCAUCAGCAUCCACAUCCGCAUCAGAAGCAGUCGCGUGGACGACAGCCAGUUCCAACGAGCAAGGUGCACGUGAGUACCGCCGAUGACGAUGAGGAGAAGGAGGACGAUCCCGAGGAGUUCUUCGAGCUGAUUCGCCAGACCGUACAGACGGCCGUAGGAAACACCAUAUCCGAUGCUCUGGGAAAGAACUUUCGUGAUCUGAGCCACAAGAUCGAAAGAUUCUCGGGCGAGUUGAAGCAGACAAACGAGAACCUAGACAGGCUGCAGGAACAAGUCACUAGUAAGGUAGUUUACUAUGGCGAGGAAAACUCGCGACACUUUCGGUACUUGUGCAUGAAGUCCGAGUACGAUAAAAUGUUUUACCAGCACCAAUCGCUGAUGAAUGGAAAGCCAACUCCCGAGAUGUUGAGUCUUUCGAAGGCGAAUCUAGAAGCAACAGCCUCAGCCACCCAGAAUUUAACACGUAAACCAUCGAAACAACAAGCUAGCAAAGUGUUAAGGAAUCAAAGCAAAAUGCCUAUUACCACAAAAAAGGACUUAAACGAGUCCGUGAAGAACUCAAGUGCCUAUCGUAGCAUCUCCAAAGCUCAGCAGCCAGCUGCACGAAAAUCCUCAUCGGACCAAAGUUUAGUUGUAAAAUCCUCUGAAGUGGGCGUGCGUGAAGUUCUGGAUCAUAUUCAGCGCUAUUGCAAUCAGGUGCAAAUGAAAGAUAUGAAUGGUCAAAUGGCAGCUGAACUGCCCAAUCUCGAGGACAUCUUGAUACCGAAGAAUUCCAUCGGCGGACUUUGCGAACCAGCAGCCAUGAGCUCCAGAACCAUCGCUGGCGGUCAGAAGAACAAAAAGGAUGACGACACAGAGUUGGAAACGCCCCUCGAUAGUACGGAUGAGACCUACACCGAAGUGGACGACUUCCAGUUCUCCUCGGACAUCUCGACCUGCAGCGAGGACGACGACUGUGGCCUCAAGUAUCCAAGUGGAGCAACCACCGCCCGGCCAAACCGCAAAUUAAAUCGAAGGGCAGCCAACAAAGGCGCCGGAGAUGGUCAGUAAUGCUACUUGGACUAUAUAUACAUAUAUAUAAUGCUCAACAGAUUGGACAAAUGAAUGAGCAUUUAAACUGAAGGAAUGAAGCCUUUCUUAGCAAUCGCCUUAAUACUUAUUUAAAUAUUACUUUUGGAAUGACCUAAAUUUUUCCGAUAGCGUAAAACAUAAAAAAUUUAAUCAUAAUUUUCGACAAAUUAGCCAUAGGUUAUCGUACCUAGCGUACAUGUAUUCACUUAAUUUAUCUUCAGGAUCACAAUUAAACAAUGUUCAAAAUUCAAAACCA